Molecule: messenger RNA, 1423 nt
Organism: Panicum virgatum (switchgrass)
Lineage: Eukaryota; Viridiplantae; Streptophyta; Magnoliopsida; Poales; Poaceae
Exons: 5
Coding region: 669-1172 (167 amino acids)
Source: RefSeq, a predicted model, not a curated record
CGAAGGCACAGGCGCACAGCUACAUAGGCGCGCUCAUGGCGCCAGCGCCGCCGCCGCCGCCGCCAUAGCCACGAGCCCGACCCACGAGUUCAUCUCAUUUUGUUCAAUUAAUGUUUCUUUGCAUCCAUUCUAAAUUUGUAAUGUUGCUUUCAGCUCUUUUCUUUCUAAUAUUAGUGUUUUCUUUACCUUUGUAGCUGCUGCACUCGAUCCUCCAGAAUUGUACAGGUCAAACCUUGCAAAAAAAUUAAAUUCCCAAUUUGCUGUAACCAAGGCAAUCAAGAAGCUUGCGAAGUCAACUUCGGAAGCAGCAGCUGCUAUUGAUCAAUAUUCUUGGUUCAUUGAAAAGAGAGGGUUAUUUGGAGAUCCAGAAGCAAAAGUGGUCAGCAUUAAAUGGCAAAACCAGCGCAGCUGCAUGGUGGGGUUCAUAUGGAGGACAGUGUCCAGAAUUACAAAGCAUUGCAAGACGCAUUGUCUCGCAAUGCGUAUCAUCAAGUGGGUGUGAAAGGAACUGGAGCACAUUUGCUUUGGUGCAUACAAAAAUAAGAAAUCGUUUAGGCUAUGACAAGCUGCAGAAAUUGGUGUUCCUGCAUUAUAAUCUGAAGUUGUGCAUCCAACAGUUCAAAUUUGACUUUCAAAAUUUCCAAGAAAAAGAUUCUGAUCCAUGUAGCAUGAUGAUGGAUCUUGCUCUUUAUGAUGAAGGCAACCCAAUCAUGGAGUGGCUGAACAAUUCUAUGAGUGAGUCUACACCGAUUCUUGAUGAAUAUGAUGAUAGCGAUGAUGAUUGGUCCACACCUAGCAACUUCGUUGUUGAAAGUUUACAAAUGGACGCAGAAGAGGUGGCCGCAUUUAAGCAGAAGAUGCAAUUGGGCAAGAAAAAGAAAAAGAAAAAGAAAAAGAAGAUGCAAUUGGAUGAAGAUGAGGAAUGUAUUGCAGAUGACUAUGACACAGAUUCUUUAGAAGAACAUGGUAGCCCAGUUUAUGCUGAGUCAGGGGACAGCAGUUCCAACGAUGAAGAUGAUGGUGAUAAUGACCUUGCUGAUGGAAGUGGUGGUACAAAAACCGGUGCACAUGUACUAGGUGGUUCAGGUGUUAAUUUUGGGCAAUCAACCCCAAUGCGGCCAAGAUCAACUAGGAAAAGAAAGCCGAGUGUAAAGAGCAUCUACGACCUAUAAAAGAUCAGAUGGUGUAGGCUCAAAGGAAAAGAACUGGAUGGUGCAUGGCACACUUCAGUGGAUGUGCUGUUAGCUUUCAGUGAACUCCUAUAUUUUGUAAUGAUAUAUUUGAGACUACUUACCUAACUAAUGGACUGUAAUGUUGCUAGCUAUCUCAUGGACUGUAAUAUAUGCUAUCUGAGUCUACUGGACCUUGUUAUAUGUGCUAUAGAAUGGACUGUAAUAUAUGGAACUUAGCGAUGAUUUAAUUA